UAUUUGAUUAAUGAUACGAAAUGAUUACAUAUCAUGAGUCACGCAUGGGCUGGUUAACUAUAAUCUGACAUACGAGAUAAAGAGACUGGGCAUCGGAUGUAAGCCGCUAAGAAGUUGGGGCGGAAACGACUGUGGACAAGCCCAGUCUAUAUCUGCCGCUCGGACGGAAACGAGUACAAAAACGGAGGAAAAGUAUACUACUGCACAACUAGAUUGUUGAUAAAUAAUUCAUUCAACAUGUCCGAUAUCGAGACUAUCCAUGUGAUUUCCAAAAAAGAUAACAGCCAACAUGCUGUUGUCACUAUUGAGAAUCCCUUAAGGCAACUGCCACCUUCGUCGGUUCGCGUGCGGCCGCUUUUACUCAGUUUGAGCUCCAAUAGCCUUUCCUAUGCACGUGGCGGGGAGAAACUUCAUUGGUGGGAUACCUACCCCGUCCCAAGUGCAGCACCGGCUCCAUACAACGACCAAUCGGCGUGGGGGAUCGUCCCGGCAUGGGGGUAUGGCACCGUGCUCGAGAGCACGACUGAUAUCGCACCUGGAUCGACACUCUGGGGGUUCUGGCCGACGUCAGGACUCCCGACGGAUCUUACGCUGAUCCCGGGCGAGCCGCGCGGGCAUUGGAUUGAGGUUAGCGAGCACCGGCAACGUCUCAUGACCUACUACAACCGCUACGAGGUCGUGCAGGAAGAUGAUCGGGAUAACAUGGCCUGGGCUGCCUCCAUGAUCUGGGGCGCCGGGUAUCUGCUCAGUGAGUAUGUCUUUUCGCCUACAGGAACGCCUGUCCAUCCCUACGGUGGUGCGGCUGGGCUGCCCUGGACUACUGAGGAUGCGGACUUGUCGUCUGCGGUUGUUGUUAAUUUGGCUGCGUCGACCAAGACGGCGCGCUCCUUUACGUAUAACCUUUUGUGUCGGCCCGCUGGGUCCGGGCCGUUGGGUGUCUUGCAGAUUACUUCUUCGCCUGAGGCUCUGGAGCGCGCUGCUGAGCGGCAGAUUGCGAAACGUCAGUUGGUCGCUGGGCCGGUGAAGGCUCUGGCUUAUUCUGAUGUAGAUCAGGCGGUGCCCUGGUUGGUUGGCCUGAAGCCGUCGAAAUUGGUGAUUAUUGAUUAUGGGGCUCGGGAUAAUGUGCUUCUGCGACUUCGCGAACUGGUGCAGACCCAUGAGGCGCUUCAGAACUGCAAGGUUGUGAUUAUCCAAGUUGGAGGCCAGCAGAAGGUGUACACAGCGGAUGAGCUGCGCGAAGCCUAUGCAUCUAUCCAAGCGCUGGGCAAGAUUCAAUCCAAUGCGUCUACUACCCGGGAUACGGCGAUUGAACUUGACGGCCCCGAUGCGUUUUUCGAUAGAAUGAAUCAGCGGUGGAAGCAAUGGCUUGAUGAUCGCGCGUCCACGGUCUCUGACUUGCGUCUGGUCUGGGGUAAGGGGGUUGCAGGCACCGAGGGGAUAUACGGCGGAUGGGAGCGGCUGACGAAGGGGGAUGUCCGUCCAGAGGAGGCGCUGGUGUAUAUGGUCUAAGGGGAAUGCGGUUGUUUGGGCUAGCAGCGACUUCGUGAGGUCGGACUCUCCGUAGAGGGGUUGCAACAGCAUACUCCGUAGAAAUGUCUAUUAUGGAGUACGAGACCCCUGUUUGCAAACAUAUUGUUUAAAACGGUAGAGCUCA
Aspergillus pseudonomiae is the source of this 1654-nucleotide messenger RNA. RefSeq names its product DUF2855 family protein. The record is from RefSeq and is a predicted model, not a curated record. The transcript has 3 exons. NCBI's taxonomy places the organism in Eukaryota, Fungi, Ascomycota, Eurotiomycetes, Eurotiales, Aspergillaceae. The coding region runs from base 238 to 1509 and encodes 423 amino acids.